AUGUCAUCAAUGUCAAAUUUUGUCACUCUCGAAGCAACUACCACUACUACAACAGAAGCAGCUGCUACUAUUGCUACAACAACUGCUAUUACUACAACAGCAGCAACUACAACAACGACAACAACUACUACAUCUACACCAAAAACUUUUGCUGAAACUGUCGCAGCUUUUGUUACUACGGUAAAUGAUAACGCUGUUGAAGCUACUUCAGUUCCAACCACAAAUACUAUUCCUAGUUUGAGUAGUAGCAGUGAAUGUACUCACAUUCAUACUUCAGACGACAACACAGUUGCUACUUAUAAAAAAGAUACUGACUCAGAAGAUGACAAUUCAAGAAACAAUAUAAUCGCGAACGUUAAAGUUGCAGAAGUGUUUAGCGGCGGUGCGACUAACAGCCGAGCGUCUGGGGGUAAGAAAAUCGAAACGAGACAGGAUUGGAUGGCUGGCAGUCCGAGGAUACUGGAUGUGGUCAAACCGGAUGUUAAUGCCCUGGUUGCAGUCGGAUUCAUCGUCGUCAUCUUCUUCCUCUUUGUCGUAGCUACACUGAUACACGCCUACAUGAGAUGGCUAUGGACGGGCUCCAUUGUGGUCAGCACUGCCAGCUUUCAACUCGCCCACAUGGGGGGGCAAGUUUGGUACACCAUCUGCGGUUCGAUUCCCGUCAUCCUUUCCACCAUUUUGUCAUUCAGGAUUAGGUUCAUCGCUCCUGGCGCCAAAACUUUUUUGCAGGUCAUAAAAGCUAGGUUAGGGACGACAUCGCACAUCAUGUUGAUCUCGAUCGCCCUCCUAACCAACUUCACACUCGCCACAAUGGUCCUGUCUGAGGCGGCCAGGAUCGCUUCAGCUCUCUGCACCGACGUCAACAUCUACAUCAUGGCCGCCAUCUUGGUUCUCACCGGAUGUUUCAGUUCGACGAUUUCAGGGUUGGGCGGGUCAAUUUAUUUUUCCUACUGCGUCUGUACAUUCGUCACUGGCUCCAUGCUGGUCUACUUCCACAGCCUUACUCCCACUUCCAAAUUUUAUACCGACUUCUUGACCGCCAUCAAUAACUGUUCAGGUUCAACUUGCGAUCUUUUCACAGAUAAGUUGCCAGCCGAACAGAUCGGCAUGCCAAGACUGAACUCGAAAUCAAUCCUUAUAUUCGCUUUCAUACGACUACUCAGCGGUUUCAGUUCGACUGUGACGGACCAAUCGUUUUGGAUGACUGCAGUCGCCACUAGGCCUACAUCAACCGUCAAGAGCCACAUUCUCGGCGGCUUCUGUUGGUUCUUCAUAUCCAUCACCCUUUCCUACGUAUUCGGUAUCGUUACCGGUUCGAUGCGGAUCGACAUGAGACCGACUCUCUUCGCUAACGAAUCAACCGUUUUUCAUCUCAGUAGCCUGCCCGACGAACUGAUAGCCAUAGCUUCUCAGAAACUUCUGGAUCAGCUGGGCAGUUUCAUAAUCUUCUGUCUCGUCUGCUUCCUCUGCCUCGCCUGCCUCACCCCUCAACUGCUCUCGCUCAGCUCCAUCAUCAUCUACGACAUCUCCAUGACCUACUUGAAGCCAUUUGAACCCUACGCUGAACUCAUUCAGUCCAAGGCCACUAAAAGAAAGAAUAAUAAUCUGCUUGACGCUGGAUUCGAUGACGAUGAUGAUAGCAAUAAUAAUAAAAAUGACAACAACAACAACAACAUUAAUAAUAAUAACAACAACAAUGUAAAUAGUAAUAAUAAUAACAAUAAUAAAAGAAGCAAGAUGAACAACAACAAUGACAAGAAAAUUAACUCUGACGAUAAAAAUAACAAUAAUGCCGAUUUAGAUGGAAUCAAUCUGGCGACAUUCGAAUCGAAACCGAAACCGAAAAAACCGAUGGCUAGAAACUUCGGUAUCGUCGGUAAUUCCGAAGACAAAAUGAAGCUACUGGAACUUUACCUCAACAGACAGAGCCAGGACUUCCGAACGAAAACAUUUUCAACCAUCGUUUGUUCAGUGAUCGUAUUCGGCCUCACUUAUCUAGUCAUUUUAUGGGGAGUUGAAUCUCUCUGGUUGCUGAGUUUGAUGGGAAUAUUCACAUCCCCAUGCAUCGCACCGGUCUGUUUAACAUUCUUCUGGAAGAAAGCAAACGCGAUAGGAGUUGUGCUGGGUGUGUCGGUCGGUUUGUUAACAUCUCUGGUCGUCUGGUUCACUUUCAUGUUUUUCUAUCCGGACGAUUGGUCGAACUUUUUCGAUAAGUCGAGUUAUCCGAUGGGCGUGUUGUCUGCUCAGUGCACCGGUAUUCUGGUGAGUUCCUUUGUAAGUGCAUCACUCGGCUGGAUGUGCCACGGCAGGAACGCUGAGAAGAUGGCCAGCUUCAGGAAGAACAAAUUAGCGAAGGUAUGGUGGUACAGAGUGCAAAUGGAAGAGAGCGGCUUGUCGGCUUCCUUCUACGACGACUACAUCCAAGAUGACGUGUGGACGCCCACUCUAGCCAUCGACAGCCCCGUCGUAUCCUGGAUGUACCUGUACUCUUCCCCGGAUACCGACCAGGCGUACGAUCCAAUGAGAUCUAGAGAGUUCUACUCGGAUAUGCUGAAAACACUGAAUAGCAGAUACCGAAAAGUUAACGUCAUUAGUUAUGCGGUUCCGGUUCUCAUAGCUCUAUGCUUAUUCUUUCUCUGGCCAAUAGCGAUGUACCUGUUGAGAUAUGUACCCCUGCAAGAACUUCUGAUGAGUUGGAGAUUUGUCAUCGCUAUAUUCGCCUGGGUGGUUGCCGUUAUAAUGGUCGUGUUACCUCUAGCCGCUGAGAUUUGGAGCAUCUACGGAGCAGUCAACCGAUACUCUACUUGGAAGCGCUCCUACACGAAUGCUCAUGACAAGACUAAAGAUGACGAAGACGAAGAUGGUGAAGUUGAAAUGAAAGAGGUCAGAGGUCAAGAUGGGGUCGAGGGCGCGUCGACCGGGAAAUCGAAAGUGGAUGUGCCGGUGGAUUUUCGAUUCGCGAGACAGUGGAAUUUCGAGAACAUUCCGGGCGUAAACCAGUCAGAGCAGCAGAGCAGUGAUAUGCUGAUGAUCAAGAAGAUGACCUCCAACAGAAUGGCUGACAGUAAUAAAAAGACUCAAACUACAAAAGCGUGA
Messenger RNA from Helobdella robusta, 3096 nucleotides. RefSeq lists its product as hypothetical. The transcript is spliced from 10 exons. The record is from RefSeq and is a predicted model, not a curated record. Gene Ontology annotation, biological process: urea transmembrane transport. Bases 1 to 3096 code for a protein of 1031 amino acids. Gene Ontology annotation, cellular component: plasma membrane. Gene Ontology annotation, molecular function: urea transmembrane transporter activity. Lineage: Eukaryota; Metazoa; Annelida; Clitellata; Rhynchobdellida; Glossiphoniidae.